AUGGAUUUUGUUGGAGCAUUGCCUAAGACCAAGGCUGAAAAUGACACUAUUUGGGUAAUAGUGAACAGGGUGACAAAAUCAGCAGCAUUCAUACCCAUGAGAAGUACUUGGACUAUGGAUCGGUUGGGAAGAGCUUAUGUGAAGUUUGUGGUGAAGUACCAUAGGGUACCCACAUAUAUCAUAUCGGAUAGAGAUUCAAGACAUUUGUCUAACUUUUUGCAAAGUUUGCAAAAGGCGAUGGGAACGAAGUUGUUAAUGAGCACAACAUUUCAUCCUGCGACAGAUGGUCAAACCAAGAGAACAAUUCAGGCAUUGGAAGAUGUUUCGAGGUUUUUUGAAAUCCCUCGAGAUACUAGUCUUGAACACGGCCAGAUGGACGCGAACACCUGCAAAAAUAACGAAUAUUCCAUUUCACGGAAUAUUUGCCUCCGACGAUCAAAAGUAGCUCUUGGAAUGCUAGAUCCGGAGCAGAAGUGGGAGGUUGACAUGUCCGAGCUGGGCUUAGUGCAGUACAAACUCCGCCAACAUCAGCACAACCAGGCUAAGGAGGCGGCCACUCCUACUCCUCGGUCAAAGAGAAAGCAGCCGGCUUCUGCAUCCAAGGACGGUCAAUCGUCCAAAACCAGGAAGACAACAGCCUCAAGGGCUAAGUCUGCCACCAAAGCGACCAAGGUCACGCCAAAGACUGCUUCGAAGCAGUCUGAAGGAGAGCCACCCUAG
This is a messenger RNA of Chenopodium quinoa (quinoa), 720 nucleotides long. RefSeq lists its product as uncharacterized. The coding region runs from base 1 to 720 and encodes 239 amino acids. Gene Ontology annotation, biological process: DNA integration. The transcript is spliced from 3 exons. NCBI's taxonomy places the organism in Eukaryota, Viridiplantae, Streptophyta, Magnoliopsida, Caryophyllales, Amaranthaceae. Gene Ontology annotation, molecular function: nucleic acid binding. The record is from RefSeq and is a predicted model, not a curated record.